UCCACCUGUUCCGUCAUUACAGGGGUAAAAAAAAAAAGGGAAAUCAGUGGAAAUACUGCCUUUGCUGUGUAACCACGGCAACUCCUCCCUCAAAAUGCAACAUCACCAAAGCCCCCACCGCGUGAAGCGAGCAGGGAAGGAUGCGCCGUUUGCCGCUUACCUGGCUUUAUUAAUAAACCGAGCGGUUCACGUGGUCAGCGCAGCCCAGCACAAUAUUCUGCUACAUUAGCAAGGUAUUUUCGAUCGGGUGUUUUUUUUUCUUCCUCCUCUCAUCCGAGACGGGAGGGAUGCUGCUGCUGCUGCUGCUGCUGCUGUGAGGGAGAGAGGUGAGCGCAGUUGGAAAAGCAUUUUUUUCCUCCUCUCCAAAGCUCCUCCUCUGUCGUCGGAUAGCGGAGACCGGUCACAUUUUUUGCUCAAUGAGAGCAAGAGGGCACCGGAGAGGAUUUCCUAAUUUCAACGUGCUGCUGUGCCGUGCGGCUGUUUUCUCGCCUCUGUCAAAGAGGCUAAUAUGAAGACAUCAUUUGGCAAACCAGACCCCGGAAAGCACCCACAGUCCUUUCAACUGAUUUGAAACUGAAAACAAGCACCAUGCAGUGUCUCCGGUAAAACCUGCUCCCCACUCUCCCCUCUACCUACCCAGCCAUUGAGAGUGAGGACACCACGAGCUGCACAGACAUGGGUUCAGAUCAGCCCUGCAUGGAUUCACCAGAGAGAAGGCCCAUGGUGGGUGCUGCCUGUAAGCGGCAGGCCCACCGGUGUCUGCGGAGAAAGCUGAGGCCCGUGCGAAUCUUAGGGUUCGUCCUCAGCCUGGUGGCCAUAAGUGCUGUCUCCCUCAGUGCCUUGACCUGGAGCUCAGGGGGCAUCAGCGAGCCAGUGCUCCCCCAGGAGAGUCUCCACCAGUCGGCCCCCCACCGGACUCUACUUUUCACCCAACACCAGAGGGACCCUAACGUGUCAGCCGACAUGCCAAUAGCCAUGAAAUCUACAGCAGAUAGCAACGACAGCCAGGGGGAGUACCCGCCAGACAUUUUCACCCUUGAGGAGAGGCGCCAAGGAGCAGUGCUCCUCCACAUGUUUGGCAUGAUCUACAUGUUCAUUGCCUUAGCCAUAGUGUGCGACGAGUUCUUCGUCCCAGCGCUGACUGUCAUCACGGAGAAGCUGUCCAUUUCGGAUGACGUAGCGGGUGCCACCUUCAUGGCGGCAGGCGGCUCAGCCCCAGAGCUCUUCACCUCCAUCAUCGGUGUCUUCAUCUCACACAGCAACGUGGGCAUCGGGACCAUCGUGGGCUCGGCCGUCUUCAACAUCCUCUUCGUGAUUGGGAUGUGUGCCAUCUUCUCCAAGGAGAUCCUCAACCUAACAUGGUGGCCGCUCUUCCGCGACGUCUCCUUCUACAUCCUGGAUCUGAUCAUGCUCAUAAUCUUCUUCCUGGAUAACUUCAUCUCCGUGUGGGAAAGUGCCGCCCUGCUCUCAGCCUACGCCACCUACGUGAUCUUCAUGAAGUGCAACAGCAAAGUCGAGAGCUUCGUCAAAAAUUGCAUGAGCAAGAACCAAGUGGUAGAAGUAGAAGUACAACCCAAGGAUGAGAAGGCAAGUCCUGGGGCGCCGGAGGAUGACGGCAAGUUGUCGGCCAGGCCUCGGCUUCAGAGGGGGGGUAGCUCCGCCUCCCUGCACAACAGCUUGAUGAGGAACAGCAUUUUCCAGCUGAUGAUUCACACGUUGGACCCUUUAAGUGAAGAAUUUGCUGACUCUGAGCUUGGGACUUAUGGGAAACUAAAAUAUUAUCACUCAAUGACUGAGGAAGGGAAAUUCCGAGAGAAGGCAUCCAUCCUUCACAAGAUCGCUAAAAAGAAAUGCCAAGUGGAGGACAGCGAGAAGGCCAAUGGAGUGGCAAGCCGUUCAGAUAAGAACCUUCCAAACAGCUCCAGCGUGGAAGUGGAAGUGACACCACCCAUGAACGGAACAGCAGGUCAAGAGGGGGAGACGGCGGAGGAUGAGGAGGAGGAGGACCAGCCUCUGAGCCUGUCCUGGCCCGAGUCCAACCGCAAGCGCUUCACCUACCUCUUAAUCAUGCCUAUUGUCCUUCCCCUGUGGCUGACGCUGCCUGACGUCAGAAAGACGGCGUCAAAAAAGUUCUUCCCCAUCACCUUCCUGGGUGCCAUCGCCUGGAUUGCGGGCUUCUCCUACCUAAUGGUGUGGUGGGCUCACCAGGUUGGAGAGACCAUUGGGAUUACAGAGGAGAUUAUGGGCCUGACUAUAUUAGCAGCUGGAACCUCCAUCCCUGACCUCAUCACCAGUGUUAUUGUGGCACGCAAGGGGCUGGGGGAUAUGGCUGUAUCCAGCUCCGUAGGCUCCAACAUCUUCGACAUUACUGUUGGACUGCCGUUCCCCUGGCUCUUGUGGUCCCUUUUCAGGAACCUGCAACCAGUGCAAGUCAGCUCCAAUGGUCUCUUCUGUGCCAUUGUGCUCCUCUUCAUCAUGCUCCUCUUCGUCAUCAUCUCCAUCGCCGCCUGCAAGUGGCGCAUGAGCAAGCUGCUGGGCUUCAUCAUGUUCAUGCUGUAUUUCGUCUUCCUGGUGGUCAGCGUCAUGCUGGAGGACAAGGUCAUAACCUGCCCGGUGUCCGUCUGAGGACCUUCGAGGACCCACUUCCAAAUCCCUCAUCACCACCACAACCACCACCACCAACACGACCAUCCUUCUUGUCUGCCAUCGCUCUCACCUGACCCUUGUGAUCCUUUACCCUAGGAAUAAAAGAAGAAGAAGGACGACUGGACAAGAAAAUAUAAAAAAUAUGAAAAAAUAUGGGCUCUACAUAUUUUUAGUUAAUAGGUGGUGGCAGGGAGGGGUGAAACCAACAAGGGCACAAGACUUUGGCUUGGCUGGUUUAGCAUAGGCCUAACCUGAGUGGAUUUUUAUUUAUUAUUAUAAUUAUUAUUAUUUAAUUGGCAGGUGGGGGGGGAGUUUAUAGGUGUAUCAGCCAAAUAUAGAAGCAUUAUACAUGCCAUUAGUGUCACUAGACAAGCUGGAAUCAAGACCACGCCUGGUAGGUUGAGGAGAAUGACCUCCUGUGAACUUUGGGGAAGAAAACAAGAGAUGCACUGUAUAAAACUCUUGAUAAUAAAUGCAGUGGCUGAGCUGAAAUUAUGAGAAUAUUUGAACACAAAAGACGCUGUAGCCAAGAGUGAAUAGGAGUUUGUGGAUGAGGAAAUGGCAGACUGUGUGGGUGAAAUGUGUUUCCCGUCUGAAGGUAUCGAGCGAAAAGACUCUGAGCAACCUGAGCAACAAGGGAUGAAACACUCUUGCCGGGCAGACGAACUUCUUCUUUGUUAUUUCUUAUUUGCAAAUUCAUCACGCGCUCAGUCUGAAUGACGAGUUUAAGCUUCCCCUCUCCCCUGCCGGAUGUCAUUUUUCACCACUGAAUGUUUCUUCAGAGGAUUUUUUUUUUUUUUUUAAAUGUUUGGAUUCAUUUUCAUGAAAUACAUAGAUGUAGCCUUAGAUGUACUGUAGCAUUAUUAGUUCAUGUAGAGCCAUCUCGACAAUCUGCUCCUCUUUUACCAAUGAACACACGUUCUGAUUGUACAGAACUUUUCAUGCUUCACACGCACCGACUGACAAAGGCAAGAGAAAAAUAAAAAGCCUAACUGAAGUUUAGCCUCUCAAAAUAUACGCUAGCCUUCGAUAUCUUUCACUGGUUGGGGAAAAAAAGGCAUGAGUACUUUAGGCUCAUUAAAGUUCCGUAAUGAAGUCAAUGUCAAAAUAAUGCAUUUGAAAAAAUAACUUAACAGUGUUUAAGCGUCAUGGUUGAUUUAGAUUAGUCAAUGUGUAGUGCUUUGUUCACAGUAGAACUGGGCUCAACUCACCGGCUAGUCAAGCUCCUGGGGUCGUAGUUUCAAAGAGUCAACUGCAUGUAAAAAAUAGACACUUGGAGGUGAAUAAUACCAAUCGACAUUUAAGAAGUUGUAUACCAAAAUGUACACUUUUUCAAACAUGUUUCAUAACUUCUUAAUGCAAACCAGUGCUCAGUCUCUAUGUAGAAAGUGUCAACAUGUAUGGUCAAUGAUAUCUAUCAAACUUGUGCAAUUUCUUUUCUAAUCAAAGGUGCUUUUGUGUGCAUGUGUGCAAUCUGCAUUUGAAGUCAUCACACAAUGACCAUUCCUUAUAUUUAUCUAUGACUAGAGGUUAUACUACCAGUAUUUUGCAACUAAUUGCAAAAAAGAAAAAAAAAAAAAAAAAAAAAAAAUUAUACACCAAACUGUGUUUUAUACUGGAGAUAGAAAUCAUAAUCACGACUUCUCCUUAAGCUACAUAGAAUGUGGAAAUCACAAAUUUAACAGCAAUAUACCGUGUGUGUCGUCGUCGAGAAUCGCAUCCCUCUCCAUACGUCUGUCCCUCGCUGUCCUUCCUGUCCGACAUGCCCCCCCCCGCACCCCCGCACCCCACAAGAAAAGAAGUGGGUGACCAUUUCUCCGUAACCCCUUCCUGUUAGAGCUGGCCAGAAACACCCGCUUUACCUCAACACAGCCUCUGUACAGCAGCGUAGUAACUGUAAAAUAAUAGUAAAUAGAUUCUCUGAAUGUGUGAGGAAAAAUGCAUGCGAGGAUUAUGGGCUGGUUACCCACUGACUGUACAGCUGAGCUUAGACCAACUAUAUAUGUUCACUUUUAUGCAUCCAUUCAGAAAAACAAACACCAAGAAUUUAUAGGUUUUACUUUGUAAAUAUACACUCCUUUUUUGCAAGAACCAAAUGGUUCACACAUGUAUUUUAUUUAUUUUCUUUUUUUGUAAAAGUGGAUGGGAAUAAUGAUGAUACGCUGAAGGCCCCUUAGUAUCAUAGUAUUAUUGAGCAAAAAGAAAACUCAAGAGCAUUUAUUUUUAGACGACUCAACAUCUCGUUAGCAUACUUUACUCUGUAAACGGGCCCGUUCAGGUUCUGGUAAGAAAAUGAGGGUUUUAAACACCACAUUGUUUCUUUGACUUCAACAAGAGAAGGAGUUAUUGAUGCUGCCACUAUGUUUUCUGACGUUUGGCAAAGAUUGCUAAUGCACAGGUCAAAGAAAACGACGAUCCCCGCAUCAACCAAACUCAUAUGUUAAACUGUAACUGUGCGGUGUGCUCGCAUGUAGUACAUCUCCUUGAACAUUUCCACAACCCAGAGAUUCAAAGAGUCAAUUUAAAACCUCUGUGAUGACUCAUGUACUUUGUGAAAUGCUCCUGCACACAUUUGCCAUUAAGCUCUUCCCUCAGAGCGCCCACACACUCUCAUUAACAUGAUCACACCUCACCUCUGGCUUCUACUCGCACCUCUCUGGGAAAUGCACCUUUUUUUUUUUUGCUUUCUUGCUGAGAGUUAGAUGACAGUAUGGUUGCCACACAUUCAUGUCAGUGCAGUAAAAAGGAAGCUAGAGCUAGCGUCUGGUUAGCUUAUCAUAGUAGGCUACAAAACUGGAAACUAACGUUAGCUAGCCUGGCUCUAUGUGACGGAAACAAAAUCCCCUCUAAAGCUCACUAAUAAACAGGUUUUAUCUAGUUUCUUUAAUCCAUUCAAAACAAGAAAUGACAUGGUUUACAUGGGGUUAUGUGCAAGCCAAGGAGGCCAAGCUACUUGUUUCCCCUGUUUCCAGUGUGUGCAAUUUAUGCUAAGCAAGCUAGCAGGUGGGUAACGAAUACAGGACAUGCAAAGGCAUAGUAAGAGAGGAAAAAGAUGAGGCCUUUGGGAAUAUUGAGAUUUUCCUUGGACCAAAAAAACCUCUAUAUGACUAAAAUGACAAUAUAUUAACAACCAUCCACCAAGAAAUUAACUUACGUGGCCUCCACCAUUUUGAAUCGUUAGCAUGUACGUCACAGCUCAUGGACUCUGAGCUUGCAGAAAAUAUACUCUCCCAAAGAUUGUGAAUACCACAAGAGGGGAGCGAUGGACUUCUCUUGUGAACACGGCAAAACUCUUGGCAAGAAAAUUACUACGACUAUUUCCCAAAAUGUCUAACUAUUGCUUUAGCAGGUCGAGGUAUAAUUUUCUACCACAGUGGUCACGUGUUCAUACAGAACCUCUGCACUUUCAUUCUGAAAAACCUUCCUGUCAAGACCUUUUUUUUGUUCCUAUGGUGUUUUUAUGUGAGAGUGUGGAUGGUGAGAAAUAAAAAAAAUAAAAAAUGAACGGAAAAAAUCAAAAGGCAAAGCGGUUUAACAUGUGAGCUUGGCAUCAACAAUUGUGGUUUACCAGGGUAAGCAACCGUAAAAGUUGACUACUAAUGAACAUUAUUGCACUGUAAAUGUUUAUUUUCUUGGUGUUGAUGUAAGAUUUAUUUAAGGUGUACAUAUAUACAGAUACAAAUUAACCAUAUAAUCUAUAUGUGUAAAAGAAAUAUGUCUCUUUAUGUAAAAACACAAAGUAUAUAAUAAAACAAAU
Epinephelus moara (kelp grouper) is the source of this 6403-nucleotide messenger RNA. RefSeq names its product sodium/potassium/calcium exchanger 2-like. NCBI's taxonomy places the organism in Eukaryota, Metazoa, Chordata, Actinopteri, Perciformes, Serranidae. The transcript is spliced from 12 exons. Gene Ontology annotation, cellular component: membrane. Gene Ontology annotation, biological process: intracellular calcium ion homeostasis; long-term synaptic potentiation; calcium ion transmembrane transport. The record is from RefSeq and is a predicted model, not a curated record. Gene Ontology annotation, molecular function: calcium, potassium:sodium antiporter activity; calcium channel activity. Bases 676 to 2625 code for a protein of 649 amino acids.